AUCUAAACGGGAAUAUCUCUCUUCUGCUCGCGCCGCCGCCGCCGCAAAGCAAAACCCACACCGGCCACGCGCGGCACGAGCUCUCCGGCGGCGGAGGAGAUCCACGCGUCGCGCGCCCUAAUGGCGGAAGAAUCCGCAACCCUAGACGCGCCGCCGCCGCUUGAACGGUCCCCGCAACGGGAGUCUGCGGUCGACGAGGAGACCCGGGCCCUCGUCGUCCCCGAUGCCGGCGACCUUCCGCCGUUCCCGCCCUCCGCCGUGGAGGCCAACUUCGCCCGCUACUUCGUCGCUGACUUUCUCAAUCCAGGACAUGAUCAGUAUGUGUACCGCCAUCCAAACGGAUUGUGUGUGGUUGGUUUAGCUUCAGCCCAUAUUGCAUUGAAAGAGGAAGGGGGGAUAACUGCCGUUGAUUUCAAUGUUGGGAAGUCAGACCGCAGUGAGAUGAAAGUCACAGGAAAACGCAAAAGGAAUGCACAACAUUUGCAAGAAAAUUCAGCGCUGUGUAAAGUCUGCACAAGUAGUAAUUCUUUUGUAGUGAGGUGUUGUGUGAAAGGAUCACUUUUGGAGAUCAAUGAUAGAUUGAUCAAACAACCAGACCUGCUUAACACCUCUGCUGACAGAGAAGGAUAUAUAGCAAUUUUUAUGCCAAAGCCAGCUGACUGGCUAAAAAUCAAGGAUAAAUUUCUUAGCUACGAUGAUUACAAGAACUUGAGGGGAACAUGCUGACAUCCAAAAGGAAUUUUCGACAAUGAUCCCACAGCCUAGGCAUGAGUCGACCAUUCCCUCAGGAUGAAAGAUCCUUGCACGAUGGUCCACUGCCAUUUAUUUACCUGUUUACGGAAUUUGAAAACAAUCCAGAUUCCAGAUUUAUCCGUACUGGUGCUAAUGAAGAGGAAGUUCUCGUGUGUGCUUUGCUGGACAGUCUGAUAGAAGUUUCAUCAGCUACACACUAAUACUUGACGGUCCUAUCAUAUCAAGUGGCAUAUCAAAUUUGUGAGUUGGAAUCAUGUUAACCUCACAAUGAGGAGCAUUUUGUAUUACAACUGAUUGCUGCUCCUACAUGCAAUGUCUGAUGAUUAUCAUCUCAUUGAUACUAAGGAAAACAUGUUCGAUUAAGUUCUGUUGGAACAUCCCGUGUAGAGAUGUGUAAUAUUCUGUCAUAACUAUUGGUUUGGUGAAUCUUCGUUUAA
This is a messenger RNA of Oryza sativa Japonica Group (Japanese rice), 1190 nucleotides long. RefSeq lists its product as uncharacterized. The record is from RefSeq and is a predicted model, not a curated record. NCBI's taxonomy places the organism in Eukaryota, Viridiplantae, Streptophyta, Magnoliopsida, Poales, Poaceae. Gene Ontology annotation, cellular component: nucleus.